Molecule: messenger RNA, 1348 nt
Organism: Sinocyclocheilus grahami
Lineage: Eukaryota; Metazoa; Chordata; Actinopteri; Cypriniformes; Cyprinidae
Product: ribonuclease H1-like
Exons: 9
Coding region: 230-1060 (276 amino acids)
Biological process (GO): DNA replication, removal of RNA primer
Molecular function (GO): magnesium ion binding; RNA-DNA hybrid ribonuclease activity; nucleic acid binding
Source: RefSeq, a predicted model, not a curated record
GCGGUUGGUAAACCAGCUUUACCGCCACCUCUCCACUUCAGUUGGUGGCGGUAACGCUCUAUAAACUGGACUAAAAAAGCCGAUAAGAAGAACGCGUUUGGUCAGCUGACCGGUAACGUAGGUACACGUUGCGGAGGUUUUGCAAAACGACAGACAAAAUCACUAAAUCCAUAAAUAUUUUGUGAAAGAUUUCGUCUUUGUCAGGGCUCUCUGCGACGCCGCAGAAGAGAUGGGCAAGAAAGGAAACUUUUUCUACGCUGUGAGGAAAGGAUUUAGACCAGGAGUAUAUCAAACAUGGGAGGAUUGUAAACAUCAGGUGGAUAAGUUUCCCUCAGCGAUUUUUAAGAAGUUCGCUUCUGAACAGGAUGCUUGGGCUUUUGUGAGGAGCCAGUCAGCAGCACCAUCCUUUGGGAGACCAAAGGGAUGUGACUAUGAGGUCCUGCCUUCUAGAAAUGUGCCUGAUUCCUCGAUGGUUGUUCCCCUUGGAAGUAAAAGGACCUAUGAGGACUCUGAUGAUGAGGGACCAUCCUAUCCAAAACGAGUGAAACUCAUUGAGGUCCCACAGCCAAAGACAGCUGCAGCCAGUAGUGAUGGAUUUACAUAUAUGGGUGAUGCUAUAGUAGUAUACACUGAUGGCUGUUGCACAGCCAAUGGGAAAAAAGGAGCACGCGCAGGAAUUGGUGUAUAUUGGGGUCGUGAUCAUCCACUUAAUGUUGCUGAGAGGCUUCCAGGAAGACAGACCAACCAAAGAGCAGAAUUGCAGGCUGCUUGCAAGGCACUCGAGCAAGCCAGAGAAAAUAAUUUAAAAAAAGUUGUGAUCUACACGGACAGCAAGUUCACCAUUAAUGGCAUUACAAGUUGGGUAAAGACUUGGAAGUCUAAUGGCUGGAGGCUUAAAGGUGGCGGGGCCAUAGUCAACAAGGAAGACUUUCAAAAGCUGGAUAAACUAAAUGCAGAACUUGAGGUCGAAUGGAUGCACAUUCCAGGUCAUGCUGGGUAUACAGGCAAUGAGGAAGCAGACAGACUGUCCCGGGAGGGAGCGGCAAAGCCCCCAUGUUAGCCCACUUUUAUCAUGUUAAUUUUAUAAUAAUGCAUUAUUGUAGGUGCCUAGGACGAGGUUGUAGUUUGUUUAUCCUCAGUGACUAAUGCACUUUCUUAUUUUGAUUUUGUUGUGCUAGUGUUGUAAUGUUGCAAACAACACUCGAAACAAGUUUUCUUCUAUUCUGAAGAGCGAUGCUUAGCCAAAAAUUUACUUUUUGAUUGUUCUGUCAAUAAAAAUGGUCAUAUAUUGUUCCUGGGAUGGAUUCCUGGUACUUAUUUUUUUUCUCUCAGAAAUAUAAGCACUUGA